Messenger RNA from Phymastichus coffea, 2483 nucleotides. RefSeq names its product putative E3 ubiquitin-protein ligase UBR7. Gene Ontology annotation, cellular component: cytoplasm. The transcript has 6 exons. The record is from RefSeq and is a predicted model, not a curated record. Bases 189 to 1292 code for a protein of 367 amino acids. Lineage: Eukaryota; Metazoa; Arthropoda; Insecta; Hymenoptera; Eulophidae. Gene Ontology annotation, molecular function: zinc ion binding; ubiquitin protein ligase activity.
UCGACCAUUUGGCGGUGAGUUGACAGGCAGCGUCCUGCGUACCGUGCAAAAUUCACCGUUUUUAUCUGAGUUCGCAAUCGAGAUUUCCGUUAAAAGUCCGCUCAUCGUAAAGAUAAAUUAACGUUGAUCGUAUUGCAUUGCUUAGCUCUAAUAAUCACAACAAGCUUUUCACUUGAGAACAAAGAGAAAUGGCCGAGCAAUCGACGAGUGACGAGAAGCCAACAGGCAGUUUAUUGGAGGAAGAUGAGGAAAACUCCGUGACAAUGCUCGAUGUGCUCCAACAAGAGAAUGCUCUCGAGGAAGAUUGUAAUGCUGUUCUUGGAGCUUCCGAUGACCAAAACUGCACUUAUAACAAGGGAUAUAUCAGACAAGCUUUGUAUGCUUGUAAAACUUGUUGCAAUAUUGGUACAAGAGCUGCUAUUUGCCUCGCUUGUUCUCUACACUGCCAUGAAGGACAUGAUCUGGUUGAACUCUAUACCAAGAGACACACAAGAUGUGAUUGUGGAAAUACAAAGUUCGGAGACAAGGCUUGUAGUCUUGAGACGUCAAAGGAAGCAGAGAAUUCUGAAAAUAAGUAUAAUCAGAACUAUGAUGGAGUAUAUUGUACCUGUGCUAGACCAUACCCAGAUCCAGAAGCUACUGAAAGUGAUGAAAUGAUUCAAUGUACUAUUUGUGAAGAUUGGUAUCAUACACAGCAUCUAGGAAAUGGUGAUGAUCUUCCAAAAGAUAAUGAUUAUAGUGAAAUGAUUUGUGCCGGUUGCAUGAAGUCUCAUGACUUUUUGUGGAGAUAUGCUACUAAGUAUUCUAUUUCUAAGACCAAGAAAUCUCAAACAAGCUCAGAAGAAAAAGUUGAUGUUGACGAAACAAAAGAUGAGAAAGAAUGUAUUCUCCCAGUUGAAGAAUUUCUUAAGAAAGAAGGAAGUAUUUUCUGGACAGAAGGAUGGCGUUGUUCUCUGUGUAUCUGUGAUAAGUGUAAAAAGACGUAUGAAGAACAUGAGCUGUCUUAUCUUCUCGAUCCUUUGGACAGCGUGCAAGCGUAUGAAGAAGCUGGAAAAGCAAGCAAAGGAGAAUCUCGGUACGAGCAAGGAAUGCGGGCACUCGCUUCACUUGGUCAUGUUGAGCAAAUAAAUGCUAUUGAAGAGUACAACAAGAUGAAGGAGAAUCUUAAGCAAUAUCUGCAGAAAUUUGCAGAAAACAAGAAAGUCGUGCGCGAAGAGGAUAUCAAAGAAUUUUUCUCUGGAAUGAAAUCUCAAAAACGCCAAAAAGUCGUGGUUCCGACGUUCUGUCGUUAAAAGAAUUGUGUAACAAUCGCAAAAUAUUUUUUUUACUUUUUAUUUUGGAUUAGAUAUUUACAAACGGUAUUUUAGCAGCUGUUAAAUCGACGAUAGUAUUUGUAUUAUUGCGUAAUUUAAAGGAAGCAAAAUUGAUUGAAUGAAGUUCAGUGUUCAAUGGUAGACAUCUAGUCUCGUGGAUUUUUAUUAUUCGUCAAAUUCGUAAAAAGAAAAGUAUUUAUUUCUUCUUAUACUGUCUUUUUGGUAUUUUUUCACGGAUUAAGUCAUAAUCGCAUAAUCAAUGUGUUAUAAAUAAAUGUAUCUUUUUUUUAUAACAAAUAUUUACUGUUGUCUCUUCAUCGUUACGGAAAUUCUUUAAAAAAAUUUUCGUUUUUCUUUUUUAUAGGACCAUAAAUAUUAAUAAUAAAUUUUUCAAUAAGACUUCAAGAUUGGUGAAUGAAAUUUACAGUAACUGUAGUAAUAAUACUGUGAUCAUUUCAUUCAGUAUUGACUAAAUUAUAGAAGUUCACGCUACUUGUCAAAAAUACCAUUUUUACGAUAGUUACAUGUAUUCACUCGUUGAAACGAUAAAAUUUUCCAAUGAGAUUGUUUGAAGUACUUUUUGGUGAAAAUUUGAGUUUAUGAUGAAACCGUAAUAAUCAUUUUGCAAAGUCAUCUCGAGUCACACAUAGUCAUGCGCCAAGCAUCUUUGAAACAAUAUGCUAUGUUGAAAAGAUUUUCCUGUACGUUUUAUAAAGUUAAAUUCUAUGGUAGCAAGAAACGUAGAUAUUGGAAAUAUUGCAAGUUUUAUUUGAUUGAAGAUUUUUAGAAUAAGAAAUUUUCUGUAUAAGGAGAUAUUGGACGUGAGGCGUCAAACGUGUAUUAUAAUGAAACAAAAUAAUUAAAUUAUUUAAUAUUGUACUAAUAAUGAUAAUACAGCAGAUUUAUCUUAUCGUUAUUCACAUCCUGCGCAAUUUAACUUAAGAUAUUAAGUAGUAAUAUUAGUUUUUUUAUCUCGAUAAUUUCAGUCCACAGCCGAUGUACGUUGUCCGCCGUUCGAUAUCUCUUUCAUGAUAGAAAACCUCUAAUAUUAAGUCACAAACAAGGCGUCUUCGCUGUAUCCUAACAUUUUCUGCGGUUUAUAAAAAAUAAUAGUUAUUCAAAAUCAAGGCUUAUUAAAAUACAAAUUUGAUAAAUAAAAUAUUUGAUUAC